UGCAGGUGUCUCGUGGUUCAUCGCUGCUGAGGACCUGAGGUCAGAGGGGAGGAAGGAGAACCGACCAGAGGAGGAGGAGACGAGGAGGCCGAGCAGCGCCUGGUUUGAACCGCACAGCAAAAUGCAUCCAUGGAGAGAACCGCUGCGACAGAGACAAAUCCACGAGGAGGGAAACAGACAUCAUGCUGAACACGAUUUAGAGCGCAGAACCAAAACAAUAUCCUCUGGUCUGGCACGCAUCUCUCUCCAGGAAGCUCUGGAGAUGCGGCGUCCGGACUUCAUCUCUCAGUCCAGGCGGAGAGUGAAGUCUCUGGCUCUGCAGGCGGAGGACAGGAAGCGACAGGAAGUCUUCAUCAGAGAGAGAGAGGAUGUCUUCAGCUGGUCCGGAGCCAGAGGGAGGCUGCUGAGGCCCAAAGGCACCGCUCUGCUCAGGAGAGCUGUUCCCAGGAAGGAGAUGAUUCAGAGAUCCAAACAGUUUUAACGGUACUACUACUUUUAUCGAUACCGCUU
This is a messenger RNA of Notothenia coriiceps (black rockcod), 510 nucleotides long. Its product is annotated as centrosomal protein C10orf90-like. The transcript has 4 exons. Gene Ontology annotation, molecular function: microtubule binding. Lineage: Eukaryota; Metazoa; Chordata; Actinopteri; Perciformes; Nototheniidae. Gene Ontology annotation, biological process: regulation of centriole replication. Gene Ontology annotation, cellular component: cytosol; centrosome; centriole. Bases 122 to 481 code for a protein of 119 amino acids. The record is from RefSeq and is a predicted model, not a curated record.